This is a messenger RNA of Triticum turgidum subsp. durum (durum wheat), 1290 nucleotides long. The record is from the annotation of a GenBank genome assembly. Lineage: Eukaryota; Viridiplantae; Streptophyta; Magnoliopsida; Poales; Poaceae.
AUGGUGGCCACCAGAGCUGCCUACAUUUUCAGCACAUCCAUCUCACUCCUCUUGCUGAUCCCCGUUGCUCUCGCCAAGGAUCAUCAUACUCAUGGCACCAGCUACCUCGAGAGAGGUUCAUCGGUGUUCAUCGAGGACGACACCACUACCAACACCACCACCAUCCUUGCGUCGCCCAACGGCCUCUUCGCCUGCGGCUUCUACAAGGUGGCCACCAACGCCUUCGUCUUCUCCAUCUGGUUCCACGGCUCGUCGGCGAAGACCAUCGCGUGGACAGCCAACCGCGACGCACCGGUGAACGGCAGAGGGUCCAGGCUCACCUUCCGAAAGGACGGGAGCAUGGCCCUGCUUAACUACGAUGGCACGGCCGCCUGGAGCACCAGCACGACCGCGACUCGUGCCAGCCGUGCAGAGCUUCUCGACAGCGGCAGCCUUAUCAUCGUGGAUCCAGACGGUCGGAGCCUCUGGACAAGCUUCGACUCACAGACCGACACGCUUCUGCCAUCGCAGCCGAUGACUCGGAACAUAAAGCUGGUAUCUGCAUCUGCCAGGGGCUUGCUCUAUUCAGGUUUCUAUACAUUAUACUUUGACAGCGACAAUGAGCUAAGACUCAUCUACAAUGGCCCUGACAUCAGUAGCAUAUAUUGGCCUGCCCCUUUCAACCAACCGUGGGUAAAUGGAAGGACUACUUAUAACAGCAGCCGGUAUGCUGUUCUUGAACAGACAGGCAAGUUUGUCGCGAGUGACAACUUUACAUUUGAUGCUUCCGAUCUUGGUGAUCAGGUUAUGAGGAGGUUGACUCUGGAUUUUGAUGGCAACCUAAGGCUGUAUAGCCUAGACGCGACAAGCAGCGAUUGGUCGGUCUCUUGGACGGCAUUCCGCCGAGUCUGCGAUAUACAUGGGCUGUGUGGCAAAAACAGCAUCUGCAAAUACCGACCGAAGCUCGAGUGCUCUUGCCUUGAAGGUUUCGAGGUGGUUGAUACAAGCGACUGGAGCAAAGGGCGCACGCCCAAUGUAAACAAGACAGCCAACUGGGACAACAGGAGAAGACACAAGGCAAACAGCACGGCCACCCAGGAUUUCUCAUUCAAAAAGCUCGCCGAAACUGACUUCUAUGGAUAUGAUUCGAACUAUGUGCAGCAGGUGUCAAUUCUGCAGUGCAGACGUAUGUGCUGGACAAUGCUGAUUGCAAAGCUUUUGCUUACCGUCAGGGAGAAGGCACGUGUUAUACAAAGGUCUACCUUUUUAACGGCCAGAGCUUUGCAUAUCCUCCCAACGACAUUUAUCUGA